AUGACCCGUACGUCCCAGAUCAGUAGAGCAGCUGUUGGCGCUGCGAGGGCCGCGAGCCGCCCCUCCUCCGGUUCCCCGGGCGGCCAGUUCGCUGCAUCAUUUAAGCAGACCCAGAGCCCCGCGGCCCAGGGUCUCGCUCCCAGGAAUACCCCUAGUCGCACAACGCCGACUCUACGCCAACCCACCCGCCAACUGUAUAAUUUCUCCACUGUAUCUCUUCCCACAGCCCACAUCUCUUCAUCCCACAACAUCCGCAACAUGACUACCGACUUCAAGCAGCAGCCUCACAAGCUCCUGGUCAUCCCUGGCCCGAUCGAGUUCUCAGAUGGCGUCCUCGGCGCCAAUGCCGCCCCCGGCAUGUCCCACGUCUCGCCGGCGUUCAUCCCCGUCUUCGGUGACUGCAUCCGCAUGCUGAGGAAGGUCCUCUACGCCCCCAAGGGCCAGCCCAUGCUCAUCGCCGGUUCCGGAACCCUCGGCUGGGACGCUGCCGCCGUUAACCUUGUUGAGCCCGGAGAGAACGUCCUCGUCCUCAACCACGGCUACUUCGCUGACUCGUUCGCCGACUGCCUGAGGGCUUACGGCGCCAACGUUGACGAGCUCAAGGCCAAGGUCGGUGGCAUCGUCGACCCCAAGGACCUCGAGCAGGCCCUUCAGAAGAAGAAGUACAAGCUUGUCACCAUCACCCAGGUCGACACCUCGACCGGUGUCCUCGCCCCCGUCAAGCAGUACUCUGAGAUCAUCCACAAGACCUCGCCCAACUCGCUCAUCGCCGUCGACGCCGUCUGCGCCGUCGCCUCUGAGGAGAUCCGCUUCGACGACUGGGGCCUUGACGUCGUCAUCUCGGCCACUCAGAAGGGUCUCGGUGUCCCCCCUGGUCUCUCCGUCUGCAUGCUCUCUGAGCGUGCCAUCAAGACCAUGGAGGCUCGCGACAGCAUUCCUUCCUACUACAUCUCGUGGAAGCGCUGGCUCCCCAUCAUGAAGGCUUACGAGGAGGGCCGCCCGAUGUACUUCGCUACUCCCCCCGUUCAGCUCAUCUACUCGCUCCGCCAGGGUCUCAAGGAGAUCCUCGAGGGUGACCUCUCCUUCGAGGACCGCCUUGCGCGCAACCGCGAGGUCUCGAACCGCGUCAAGGACGAGCUCGAGAAGCUCGGCUGCGGCUUCGUUCCCCUCUCGCGCGACAUCGCUGCCAACGGCAUGUCCGCCGUCCGCUACCCCCAGGGUGUCACUGCCGCCGAUGUCAUCCCCAAGCUCGCUGAGCGUGACAUCGUCGUUGCUGGUGGUCUCCACAAGGACAUCGCCUCGGAGUACUUCCGUGUCGGCCACAUGGGUGUCACCUCUGCUGACCCCUCGCGCGGUGACGUUGACAAGAUCAUCAACGGCGUCAAGGCUGUCCUUGACGAGGCCAAGAAGAACAAGGCCUAG
Messenger RNA from Trichosporon asahii var. asahii CBS 2479, 1422 nucleotides. RefSeq names its product alanine-glyoxylate transaminase. The record is from RefSeq and is a predicted model, not a curated record. The transcript is spliced from 4 exons. Lineage: Eukaryota; Fungi; Basidiomycota; Tremellomycetes; Trichosporonales; Trichosporonaceae. Bases 1 to 1422 code for a protein of 473 amino acids. Gene Ontology annotation, cellular component: peroxisome. Gene Ontology annotation, molecular function: L-alanine:glyoxylate transaminase activity; L-serine:pyruvate transaminase activity.